CUAUCAAAAUAUCUAUUAUUUUGAACAUAUAAAAUAAGGCUUUCGAUUUAAUUGAAUCAGUCGCGGUGUGGAAAGUCGAGUGGCAACAUGUGGAGUUUUUUGUGUCUAGUGUUCGUUAUUUUCAGAGUGGGAUCUGCAGAUUUGGAUGAUGCUUGUGUUCAACAGCUGACUUCACCAAUAGGUCUUUCAGAAGGUCCUCACUGGGAUACUCGACGAAACAUACUAUACUUUGUUAAUAUUCUAGAUGGAGAAGUAUAUGCCUACCAUUACAAUUCGAAAAUAUUAAAUAAGAUUAAACUUAAUGGCACCGUAUCGCCAGUUGUGCCCUCCCGAAAAGAUUCCAAUCUCCUAAUGGUAGGUGUCAAUAGAUCUGUGGUAGCAGUACAAUGGGAUGGAGAAAAUAAUCUGGGAGGUCAGCAAGUCCUUACUACUCUGAGUCAGCAAUUCCCAGAGACCAGGCUGAAUGAUGGCAAGGCUGAUAAACAAGGAAGGUUGUGGUGGGGAACAAUGGGAUCUGAAGGACGAGGACUCUUUUACACCAUUACCAGAGAAAAUUUAAACGACCCUAAAAUAGCAGCGCAACCCGUGGCUACUAGUAACGGUCUAGCAUGGAACAAAGCAAACAACAAAUUAUACUACAUUGAUACGCCUACACUAAAAGUUGUGUCGUUUGACUAUGAUGACGAAAAUGGCACAAUUUCUUCUACAAACAAUACGAUUUUUGAUCUUAGGUCAACUAAUAAUGUUACAGGUAAUCCUGAUGGAAUGACAAUCGAUACGGAAGACAAUCUUUACAUCGCCUUGUACGGAGGGGGUUCAGUAAUUAAAGUUGAUCCGGCAACUGGAGAACUAUUAAAGGUCAUAGCUAUUCCAGCUAGAGACGUAACAUCUGUAAUGUGGGGUGGUCCAAAUUUGGAUAUACUAUUUGUUACCACUUCCAAUAUAAACUUAUCUCCUUCUGAAAAAAUUCAAUAUCCAGCUGCUGGAAGUGUAUUUGCUGUUACUGGUCUAAACGCCAAAGGGUUUGAAGCUUGCACUGCAGAUAUUAUUGACGAAUUGCCCAAAUAGAAGGGGUAUGGAACAUCGUAAUUAAUACAAACCGGAACUUUUUUCCUAACUCAUUUAUUGAUACAAAAAUUUAGUAUAUUUUUACAUAUAUUUGGUUUAUUUAUUAUUACAAAAAUGUGGUAAAUGAUAAAUAAAGACCUUUUAGUAACUUGUUUAA
This is a messenger RNA of Diabrotica virgifera virgifera (western corn rootworm), 1225 nucleotides long. Its product is annotated as putative sugar lactone lactonase YvrE. The record is from RefSeq and is a predicted model, not a curated record. The transcript has 7 exons. Gene Ontology annotation, biological process: L-ascorbic acid biosynthetic process. Gene Ontology annotation, molecular function: calcium ion binding; gluconolactonase activity; enzyme regulator activity. Lineage: Eukaryota; Metazoa; Arthropoda; Insecta; Coleoptera; Chrysomelidae. The coding region runs from base 88 to 1068 and encodes 326 amino acids.